This is a messenger RNA of Trichoderma virens Gv29-8, 822 nucleotides long. RefSeq lists its product as uncharacterized. The transcript is spliced from 3 exons. The coding region runs from base 1 to 822 and encodes 273 amino acids. Lineage: Eukaryota; Fungi; Ascomycota; Sordariomycetes; Hypocreales; Hypocreaceae. The record is from RefSeq and is a predicted model, not a curated record.
AUGGAGAACCAGAUACCGCAAGAUGGCCAACCAAGCCGUGGCAGCAGCAUUAGCUUGGAUGAUGAGAUCGGACUGAUUUCAAGGUCCGAUCUUUACACUACACGCCAUCCACAGAGAGAGGUGUACGGCCCGGUGACUUCAGGGCUAUUCUUAAUGAUGCCUCUCGAUUUGCCUAACACGUACACUGUAGAGGACCCAUUUGCUGGCACACUUCCCUCGGAUGAUGGUGCUGAAUCUUCAUCGCUCUCGGUACUUCGCCUAGAACGCUAUUUGGCGGAAGAGCACUAUCACGAGCGCUUUCCCCUUGGCAUGCAUCCCUUGGGAAUAAAUAAGGCGACUGUCAGGAGAUACCUCCCAGGCAUUAUACAGAACGUUGAAAGCGAUGUGUCCCAGGCGGAAGCCACUCGCGGCACAGUGACAGACUGCGACGAUAGAGGCUGUCAGGGAUCGACGACGACAACAGCGACAUCUACACCUUCCGACGCGUCGCCGGAACCCAUUAGAGCACAUGAUAUCAACGACGCUGCCUCAGCACUGCUUACCAUGACGUCUUUCUCAAGCCAUGACAUGGCUCCUAGUUUGGCGGGAUUAAGCCAGACUGACGUGGCUCUCGUCAAGCCAAAAGACGCCCCGGCUAGCAAUGAAUCCCAUCCCAUAAAUUCAGAAGCUUUUGAUGAGGACCUUGAAAUGGGACACAUCCUGAUGCGUCGUAGGGUGAGAGGUUGCGACAGGCAUAGCAAGUGGCGCGUGGGGAAGCAGCCGCGCAUUCACAAGACUGUCCGUCGGCGGAAGAGGACACCAGAGCUGCCGGAGUCGAAGUGA